Messenger RNA from Podarcis muralis (Common wall lizard), 1825 nucleotides. The record is from RefSeq and is a predicted model, not a curated record. Lineage: Eukaryota; Metazoa; Chordata; Lepidosauria; Squamata; Lacertidae.
CCCUUCCUCUCGAUGCCUAGGCGGAGACAGCGGGCGCGAGAGGGAGAGAGAUGCGGUUGCUUCCUGCCCGCUGUUUUGCUGCUGUCGCCGGUCGCGCUGUCCUGGCAGCAUAACACCGGCUUCAUCUCCCUGUGAGGACGACUUCUCCUCCUAAAAAGAAACUGGAUGGCUUCUAAUGUGAGCCUGAAUCUGGAUAAAGAAACGUUGCUGGAGGAUGGGGUGCCACCUGCCAAGAAACCUAGGAAACUGUUGCCGAGCCUAAAAACCAAGAAGCCCCAGGAGCUCGUUCUGGUGAUUGGGACGGGCAUAAGUGCCGCAGUCGCUCCCCAAGUGCCGGCCCUGAAGUCUUGGAAGGGCUUGAUCCAGGCCCUGCUGGAUGCUGCUAUCGACUUUGACCUCCUGGAAGACGAGGAGCGGAAGAAGUUUCAGAAAUGCCUCCGGGACGAUAAGAACCUCAUCCACGUUGCCCACGACCUUAUCCAAAAGCUGUCGCCACGCACAAGCAAUGUCCGUUCCACGUUUUUCAAGGACUGCCUAUACGAGGUCUUUGACGACCUGGAGUCCAAAAUGGAAGACACAGGGAAACAGCUCCUUCAGUCCGUUCUCCACUUGAUGGAAAACGGCGCUCUCGUGCUGACCACAAACUUUGACAACUUGCUGGAAAUUUACGCGGCAGACCAAGGAAAAAGGCUUGAAUCUCUGGACCUGACCGAUGAGAAAAAGGUGCUGGAGUGGGCGCAGGAGAAAAGGAAGCUCAGUGUCCUACACAUCCACGGUGUGUACACAAACCCCAGUGGGAUAGUGCUGCACCCAGCCGGCUACCAGAAUGUGCUACGCAACACAGAGGUUAUGCGAGAGAUCCAGAAGCUGUAUGAAGCCAAAUCGUUCCUGUUCCUGGGCUGUGGCUGGACUGUGGACGACACAACUUUCCAAGCCCUCUUCCUAGAAGCUGUGAAGCACAAAUCUGACCUGGAGCACUUUAUGCUCGUGCGCCGUGGGGAUGUGGACGAGUUCAAGAAGCUCAGAGAAAACAUGCUGGACAAAGGGAUUAAAGUGAUCUCAUACGGGAACGAAUACGCAGACUUGCCUGAUUAUUUUGAGAGGCUGGCAAAUGAGAUCUCCAACCGGGGUCGAGCAGGUCCACCUCGGGAGGGACAGCUAAAUGGCAUGGCUGCAGCACACACGGAAAUCAAAGUUGUCCAUGGGUUUUGUUAGGAUCUCUCCUACUGCCUUCGGUUUUAAGGCCAGUGUCCAAAAUAUCUGCCCAGGUGACAUCUGAAGACACUAAUUCUACACAGGGUACAGCAGGCGAGAACGCAAAGCACUCCCAUCUGAGCAACACCAUCGUACAGGUUAACCCUUCUGCUAAUGAUUUAAAAGCAAGAUGCUGACAAGCUCCUUGUAAGACGUGACUAUCUCAAACGUUGCUUAGGGAAGAAAAAGCACUGCCUUUGCCGCGGUUGGUUCUUGGAAGGGCCCAUUUUUUGUUCUAGCUGCUGCCCCAUCAACAUGAAACCGUAAAGCGUCCUUUUGGACUCGGCAACUCGUCUUGGACCCUUGGAUCUGGGCAUGGAGAUUUGUCUUACCAAUGUGAUGUCGUGUUUUUUUUUUUUUCUAUUUAAGGUUGUAUCUGCAGAGAGAUCCGUCCUCUCUCCCACUGAGCAAGAGUUUGCUACUAGUGCUUUUGUAUUCUGUAAGGGUUUCAACUAAAAUGCAAGCAUUUUUUUAAAAAAAGAAUUACUUGAAGCUCUAGUUUUCUAAGUCUUUUCUUUAUACAGUGUUUUAUAUGUUUGGAGCUAUAAUAAAUAAAAAGGAUGUUCACUUA